GACGGAUUUACUAUAAUGAGGUCACUGUAGUCGAGAUAUUAAUGUCCGUUUUCGUAUUAAUAAAUCAAGUUAACCUUUGAAGUGAGACACUCAAAAAUAAAAUCAGUUACUUCAAAUAACAAUUUAAUUCAUAAUAAGUAAUAAAAAUUGUGUCAAGAUUUUAAUUUUAUUUAAUAUUUUAAAAAUUCAUAAAAACGUUUCGUAAUUAUUUAAAAAAUGUACGCAUUCAAGCCGCAUGUUUUUAUUGAACAUUCUUCGAACAAUACUACAAGACCUGAAGAAAGAACGAACUCACAUAUUCAAUGUGAUGGUGAAAAUGUAUAUAUUUACGGCGGUGAGGAUAAAGAUAAUAACAUAAUGUAUGAUAUGUGGGUCUACAGUGUAACUCUAAAAGAAUGGAUAAAAAUGACAACUGAAAAUAGUUUACCAGCUGAUCUUGAUGAUUUAGUUUUUGGUGCGAUUUUUGAAGAAAAUUAUUUAGUUCUUUGCACAAUACAAGAACCUUGUGAUGACGAACUGCCAAGUCAAGAAUGUCGAUUACAUAUUUGUGAUCUACAUACCGGAAGUGUACGUGUCCGAGGGACUAAUGGACAAAUUCCGAAUCCUACAUUUGCAGUUAAUUUAAUUCAUCACGAAAAAUAUUUGUAUACUGUCGGAAUCACAAGAGGUCAUAAAAUGUUUUCGGAUGUAUAUGAACUGAAUAUAGAAGAUGUUAAAUGGGAAGUUGUAUAUAGCUGUCGAGGACUUGAUGACAAUGAACCAGCCGGUAGAUCAGGUCAUACAAUAGUUUAUGAUAACAACAUGAUUUAUAUGUUUGGUGGUACUGUACUGGAACCACUUGCUUUCGUUGAAAUACCAGCCUUUGAUUUAGAAGAGCGCUGCUGGAAAAAAGUGAACACUUAUGGUGAUGAAAAUCACAUACAGCAUUAUCCGGCUCCAAGAGAAUCAUUCGGAAUCACAAGUUAUACUGACCCAGAUUCUGGUGAAAUAAAUGUUAUAAUAUCUGGAGGACAAGAUGUUAAUAAUCGCUUUAAUGAUAUUUGGAAAUUGAAUCUCACAACUUUAAAAUGGACGUGUCUUGAGAGAUUUGGUGCUGUCUUGCCUCAUUAUGUUAGCAAUAAUUCGAUGGCUGUUUCUCCUGCUGGACAAUUAUUCACAUUUGGUGGAUUUAUUUUCUCUGAUGACAUGGAACAAGGAACUUGUCUUUCUACUUUACACUCAACUUGGCUCCGAAUUCCCAAACUCACGGACAUUUGCUGGGAAGCCGUUUUCCAUUACUAUCCAAACUUGGCAUCAAUGACUGAAGGAGAAUUAAAAUCCCUCGGUUUUCCAUUGCAAUUCCUCGAGUCGCAUACUGAGUAGUAAAAUAUUCCGAAUGAAUUUGUAAUAGUAAUAAAUUUAAUACAUGCUCCAGUCGAUCAAUUGGCAAUAAGGUGAAUUUUUUAAAAGUAAACUACAGCUUUUUAUACUCAAAAAUUUUUUAUACCAUUUCAAUAAAUAUUUAAGAUAAAUAAUCCUACAGUUUAAUUAUAUUUAAAGUUAACUGUUAAUUUUUUA
This is a messenger RNA of Microplitis mediator, 1557 nucleotides long. RefSeq names its product kelch domain-containing protein 10 homolog. The record is from RefSeq and is a predicted model, not a curated record. Gene Ontology annotation, molecular function: protein binding. Gene Ontology annotation, biological process: positive regulation of stress-activated MAPK cascade. The transcript has 3 exons. The coding region runs from base 217 to 1362 and encodes 381 amino acids. NCBI's taxonomy places the organism in Eukaryota, Metazoa, Arthropoda, Insecta, Hymenoptera, Braconidae.